AUGCCGAAGACUGUUCCAAAGGUAAUCGACCUGUUCUGCGGAGCUGGCGGUCUGAGUUUGGGUGCGGCCCGUGCCGGGUUUGAAGUUGCGGGCGCGGUCGAUUUCGACUCCCGCGCUAUGGAGAUACACGCCAAGAAUUUUCCCGGCGCGGCACAUUUCACGGGGGACGUCGCCGAAUUAACAGCAGGCUCACUGAAGCGACUGUUCGGGUGGCCUGGCGAGUCGAUUGCCGGGAUCAUCGGCGGUCCCCCGUGUCAGGGAUUCAGCAAUAUGGGGCACCGGGACCGGAACGACGCCAGGAAUCUCUUGUUUGGCCACUUUUUCAGGAUUGUAAACGAGGCCAAGCCAGGGUUUUUCCUAGCGGAGAACGUCCCGGGCAUUUUGCGCAAGGACUACGAACCGAUAGUAGAGUCGUCUCUGGCUCGCGUGUCUAAAGACUAUGUGAUCCUCGAUCCGAUCAAGAUUUGCGCUUCCGAUUAUGGAGCACCCACGACCCGGACGCGCGUAUUUUUUUUCGGGUACUUGCCGGAUCGAAUGAAGGGAUUUAACUGCGCAUCUUUCGUCGUCCCCAACGACGUAACUUCAGUAACGGUUCGGGACGCUCUAGACGGCUUACCGGUUGACGUGGAUCCGCACUGGCAAACCGAAGAACAAGGGUGGAGGAGAUCUGACAAUCCAGGAACGGGAUAUUUCGCUACCAGGCUUCGGGGACACGUACCCCGGGGUGUCGGCGACGCACGCGCUUUGAAGCGAUUGCGGAACGAAGGUUUAUCAUCAGGGACGUUGGGUACGGUGCAUUCUCCUGAGGUGACAAAGCGGUUUGCGUCACUCCGGCACGGCGAACUCGAUGGGGUGUCAAAAGCCCGACGUCUGGACCCAGACGGUUAUUGCCCGACCAUACGUGCGGGGACUGGACCUGACAGAGGCAGCUAUCAAGCCGUCCGACCCAUACAUCCCAUUGUUCCUCGAGCAAUCACUCCCAGAGAGGGUGCUCGACUUCAGGGUUUUCCUGAUUGGUUCACAUUUUCUCCUUCCAAAUGGCAUAGCUUUCGUCAGAUAGGAAACAGCGUUAGUCCGAUCAUGGCGGAACGGUUGAUGACCGUCAUCCGAGACUCGUUGCACUAA
Geodia barretti is the source of this 1125-nucleotide messenger RNA. Lineage: Eukaryota; Metazoa; Porifera; Demospongiae; Tetractinellida; Geodiidae. The record is from the annotation of a GenBank genome assembly.